AUGUUUUUUAAAAAUAAAAAAAUAAGAGGAGAGAUGCUUAAAAAUCUUAUUUUAAAAAUAAGAUUAAAUCUAAGAAACCUUUUUACAACCAAAUCACAUUCUAAAGCUGAAGAAAUUAACAAUCAAGAUAAUUUGAUAAAGAAUAACUCUAAAAUUAGUUGCAUUUUAAAAAGUAUGAUUUUAUCAAAUAUUAGAACUAAACAACCUGCAUCAUAUUUUUUUAAUUCUUCUUAUAAAAAUCUUACAUUAAUUACAGAUGAUAAUAUUAAAAUUGGAGCAGCACUUUUUGAACCAGAAUUUGUUGAUAAACAAACAAAAUAUGUUAUUUUUUUACAUGGAUCUGCUACAAAUAGAGAUGAUAUUUCUGAAAUAGGAGACAUAAAGUUUUUAUCUAAAAAUAACUUUAUGUUAUUAAUUCCUGACUACAGGGAUUUUGGAGAUUCUGAAGGCACCUUUGAAAAAGAUAAAGUUUCUUUAGAUGUUAAAGCUUGUUUUGAUUUUUUUAUAGAAAAAUAUAGUGCUGUAAAUAUAUCCAUAAUAGGAUUUUCAUUUGGAACAGCCAUUUCAGCAGAAUUUAUCAAGUUUAUGCAUAAAAAUAGAUAUUUUUUAAAUGAUGCUUAUAAACCCACAACUUUAAUAUUAAUUUCUCCGUUUACUUCAUUUAUAAAACUUAUUAGUGAAUUUAAAAUAACAUCUGUAUUAAAAUAUAUAUUACCUGCAGUUUGGAAAGAAAUACUUUAUACAUUUAAUUUUGACACUAUAAAUAAUUUAGAAUAUUUUACAGGUAAUUUGUAUCUUUUUCAUGGAGAAUAUGAUCCUUUAAUUAAACCUUCUCAUUCUGAAGAAAUUCAAAAAAAGUUUAAUUGUUAUUUUAAAAUAUUACAGACAGAUCACAUGAGAAUAUUACUUAAUGAUAAUUUAUGGAAGGAGAUAGAAAAUAUAUUUUGA
Molecule: messenger RNA, 948 nt
Organism: Vairimorpha ceranae
Lineage: Eukaryota; Fungi; Microsporidia; Nosematidae
Product: hydrolase with alpha beta fold protein
Exons: 1
Coding region: 1-948 (315 amino acids)
Source: RefSeq, a predicted model, not a curated record